Messenger RNA from Cynocephalus volans (Philippine flying lemur), 1150 nucleotides. RefSeq names its product protein DGCR6. The record is from RefSeq and is a predicted model, not a curated record. The coding region runs from base 110 to 706 and encodes 198 amino acids. The transcript is spliced from 5 exons. NCBI's taxonomy places the organism in Eukaryota, Metazoa, Chordata, Mammalia, Dermoptera, Cynocephalidae.
GCGCUCGAGAGGACGUAAAGGGGCGGGGCGCGCCGCGCUCGAGAGGACGUAAAGGGGUCGAGGGCGCGUCACGGCGGCCGGCGGCCGGCGGCUGGCGGGCGCCGGCGCCAUGGAUCGCUACGCGGGCUCCUUGGAGGAGGUGGCGGAUGGGACCCGGCAGCAGGAGCGGCACUACCAGCUGCUGUCGGCGCUACAGAGCCUAGUCAAGGAGCUGCCCAGCUCCUUCCAGCAGCGCCUGUCCUACACGACGCUCAGCGACCUGGCCCUGGCGCUCCUCGACGGCACCGUGUUCGAGAUCGUGCAGGGGCUGCUGGAGAUCCAGCACCUCACCGAAAAGAGCCUGUAUAACCAACGCCUGCGGCUGCAAAACGAGCACCGAGUGCUCAGGCAGGCGCUACGGCAGAAACACCAGGAAGCCCAGCAGGCCUGCCGGCCCCACAACUUGCCCGUGCUGCAAGCGGCUCAGCAGCAUGAGUUGGAGGCAGUGGAGCACCGGAUCCGCGAGGAGCAGCGGGCCAUGGACAGGAAGAUCGUUCUGGAGCUGGACCGGAAGGUAGCCGACCAGCAGAGCACACUUGAGAAGGCAGGGGUGGCUGGCUUCUACGUGACCGCCAACCCGCAGGAGCUGACUCUGCAGAUGAACCUGUUGGAACUCAUCCGGAAGCUUCAGCAGAGAGGCUGCCAGGCCGGGAAGGCAGCCCUGUGACUGGGUGAGGUCCCUGCCAGCCACUCACUGCCCAGUGUGGCUGGGUAGGCAGCCUUGUCCCAUUGCCACAGGUAGCAGCAAGCUGAACAGAGCUUGUCUUCCCAGUGUGCGGCUGCUGUCUUUUCAGCUGCCUGCAGCAGCUGCCCUUCUGAGGAGAGGCCAGGUGGAUCCUGGCUGCACCUGUCACUUGUAUGGGUUUUUCUGUCCAAACUCUAGGAUGGCAUCAUAAAGGGGAGGUAGGUCUAGCUAGUCUGCCCACUGUCUGCCCCAGGGCUGGAGCAGAGUGGGUCUGGAGGUUUUAGCACCUCUUCACUCCACUGGGCACACCUGACCUCCACCAGGCCCAGGCUUCACACUUGUUCUGGUCUUAGCCCCUCCUUUGGCAGCUGCAGCUCCCCGGGUGGAAGAGAAAUAAAAUAAAGACACCCGAAUAUGUGGCUUGUA